CGGCGAUGAGCAAGUGCGUGAAUAGUGACAUAUCGUUUACUUCCGGUGUCAUGGCAGCGCCCACGAGCCGAUGAUCAUACAGUUCAUUAUCAUGAAAUCGUGAUAUUGUCACAACUUGUGAACCAUAUCACUUAUCAUAUUUUGUACAUCGGUCUCCCUGCAACUGAGAAUCAACUGCCUGAAAAAUGGAUGAACUCCUGCCCCUAAUAGAGCAGCUGAAGAUUACUGAGGACGUGAAAGCCAGAGAGGAGUACCUUGAGAAGCUAACAGACCUCAUAUCUGAAAGUGAUGAUAGUGAGGAUGACCUGUCGCAGCCUCUCCUGAACUCGGGGAUUCUGGAGGAUGUCCACAAGCUGCUCAUAAACGCCUCAGAAUCCAGCUUCACAUCCAAGUGUGCCCAACUGGUAGCAGAGCUAGCUAAAACAGAGUCACUGAGGGGCCCGCUGGUGGAGAAGGGGUUUGUGCCGCCCCUGUUGCAGCUGCUGAACAGCAAUGAUGUACAACUGGCCAUCCAGGGGUGUCGGGCCCUGGGCAACAUCUGCUACGACAAUGAUGCUGGCCGCAAUGCUGUAGAUGAAGCCGAUGCCAUGAAGCAGCUGCUGGACCUCCUGAGGACUCAGCUGAAGAACGAUGCAGAAGGCGCCGACCGACUCAGGACCAUUGCAUGCGGAUUCCUACUCAACCUCACCAAUACUCACGAAGCCCUGCAGGAGAAGGCCCUGGAGGAGGAUGUCCUCAAGCUGCUGGACCAGUGUCUGCAGCUGCACCUCCCAGACCAGGGACUGACCAACAUGGCACUACUCACCAUCAGCAGUAUAGCAGACUCAGACUUCGGCAAAGAGAUGAUAAGUGAGUCGGAGAUGCCGAAGACCCUGGUCAAUGUCCUGGCCUCCAAGGAGGGAGAGAAUCACCAGGACACCAUCUUGGAUCUCCUCAUCUCACUGGCUGAUAGUGACAAGAUCAAGGACACCCUGGCGGACACCAACCUCAGCAACCACCUGAUCAAGAUCAUCCAGUGUAACACUGGGCGGUCAGAUGACGACAGUCAGCAGUGUGUCAAGAUGGCCUCCGACCUCCUGGUGUCUCUUCUAGUCGGAGACAAGAGCAUGGAAAAGUUGUUCGGAGGUGGGGAGGGGCCGGUGUUCAUGGAGUCCGUCAAGUGGCUGGAGGGAAACACAGAUACCCUGAAGGUCUCUGGGGCGCUCGCUAUAGGCAACUUUGCCAGGAGUGAUGAGCACUGUCACCUCCUGGUGGAGGAUGGUGUGAUGGACAAAUUGUUGGAGCUGGUACGUCAGGAGGCUGCUGAAAACAAGGAGCACAACAUCACGCUGCAACACGCCGUCCUCAGUGCACUUCGCAACCUCGCCAUUCCAGCCCCUAACAAGCCUCGGAUGCUGAAGGCUGGUGUGCUGGACGUAGUGUUGAAGCUGUCUCGGACAGAAGUGAUGGCUGUUGUCUUCAAACUCCUUGGACUCAUUAGAAUGCUCAUCGAUUCACAGGAGGAAGCCUCAAAGUCGCUCGGCUGUGACAAAGACUUUGUGGUGAAACUAGUCGAGUGGUGUGGAGUUGAAGGUCAUGCAGGGGUCACAGGGGAGGCAACUCGACUCCUGGCCUGGCUCAUCAAACACAGCAAGUCCAGUGAUGUGAUGAAGAGUAUUAUAAAGAAUGAUGGUAUACAGUAUCUCGUCGGCAUGGCAACGUCAGAGCAUGUAGUGAUGCAGAAUGAGGCACUGUUCUCUCUCACACUCAUCUGUUCAACUGUAUUAGGAGAUGCAGCUGUACCCCUGAAGGAAGCUGACUUGGCCACCACCAUCACCACCCUGUUGAAGAACCCCGACACCAUCCCCGAGAUCCUGUGUAAUACUCUCAGUCUCACCAGGUCCAUCUGUACUGCAGCCUCACCAACUAGUCCUCAGGCCAUUCCCUGUAGUCUCCUGGCUUGUACAGGGAUUCUCUCAGAUGUACAGAGUAAUCUACGUGAAGAACUAGUCGCCUCUGGGAUUGCUGAUAUCACGCGGGAACUCUCAUUACAUGGAGAGGAAAAGGUGAAAGAGGUGGCCAAGUCAGUUCUUGCAUUCAUCGAUGACUCACCUGUCAACAGAUGAGUCACCUAGAGCAACGACCAAUCAAAAUCACUGUUUCACGGCACAUGCACUGUAAAACAUGGACAAGGACGUACAGGUCAAGGUCGAAUUUGGAUUGAAUGAAAUAGCACAUUUGUAUUACGGAGUUGAGGUUUCAAAGUACUGUGUCACAGAACGUACCUUUUUAUGUUUCGUCCAAAUUUGGACAUUGACAGCUCAAUUCGUAUUGCACGAAAAGUUUUGAUAAGAAACAGACGAUUUAUUAUCGUGACAAAUAAAUUUAUCUGUGAAAAUGAGGUUUUGGACAGAGUAUAGCCUACAUACCGAUUUAAGGUAGAUAUUUGAAAGUGAGUGAUGACAAGCUGAAAUGUGUUUUGAGUGACAUGUAAUGUCAGGGAAAUAGAUACCACACUGGCAUCGUCAUGGAGAUAGCGUUGUUGGGUCCACAUUUUUAUCAUUCCUGAUUGUUGGGAUUGAGCAUGUGUGCGUAUAAUCAGAGACCAGAAUAACGUCUCUUAUCGUUUAUGAUUGUUUUCUAUUUUACCAUCGUUUAAUAUUGUUCUGUCUGGUUUUUUAUUUGUCAAACAUGGAAACAAAGGUCUACAUUCCCAUUUGUUCGUUGUCUUUUUCUCUUGUUACUGAGGUCAUUAAUUUCUUGUAACAUUUUGAUGUUAGUGUCAGAGGUAAAUAUCUUGUAUGUAUUGUAUUGUAAUCUGUAAGUUGUAAAUCUGUUUGUUGAAACUGUUAAUGGAUGAUUGCCAGUUGUCCUUGCUUACAGACUUUGGACCACCUUUCUUUGACUUGACAAUGGAGACAUUCAUAUUUAUGAAACAUGCAGUUAUCAUGAGGCUGUAAUAUCUGUUUUACUUACAUCUUAGUUAAGUACUUUCCCUUUGAAUAUAUUAUUAAUAAGUGGAUGAAAAGAAUUUAAAUUGAAAAUUUGGAUAAUAUCAGAGAUGGAUUAAUAUAUUUUGAAAUAGCAGAUGAAAUAAUCAAAAUUUAAGAUACACAGAGAGCUGUAUUUUACACAUCUCUAAGUAGAAGAAAUACCUACACACUAUCUAUUAGAAAUACCUACACACUAUCUAUUAGAAAUCAUUUUGUCCUAUUUCUGGACAACCUGUCGAAGCGAUAAAUACUUUGUUGUUAAUCAAUGAAGACAAAGUAUGAACACGAGGUUGAGAAACCAGCUUGAAUCCAUCUUGUCCCGGACAGAUAUUGCUCUGUUGAAGUGGCAUAUUCCCAGCUUCAUGCACAA
Haliotis rubra (blacklip abalone) is the source of this 3342-nucleotide messenger RNA. Its product is annotated as rap1 GTPase-GDP dissociation stimulator 1-like. The transcript has 16 exons. Gene Ontology annotation, cellular component: cytosol; vacuolar proton-transporting V-type ATPase, V1 domain. Bases 186 to 2105 code for a protein of 639 amino acids. Gene Ontology annotation, biological process: proton transmembrane transport; positive regulation of GTPase activity. Gene Ontology annotation, molecular function: guanyl-nucleotide exchange factor activity; protein binding; proton-transporting ATPase activity, rotational mechanism. The record is from RefSeq and is a predicted model, not a curated record. NCBI's taxonomy places the organism in Eukaryota, Metazoa, Mollusca, Gastropoda, Lepetellida, Haliotidae.